AUGUUGUUUUUGAAAGACACGAACACGGUGAUUAAAGCGUCGGGUAAUGUGGAAUUGUCUCCCAAGAGAUACGUUCGUCGGAUUAUUAGCCUCGACGAGGUCAAGUUUGUCAAGAACGCCAUGAAUGUGAGCAUUAACGAUGUCGUACUUGGAGUCACCGAAGCUGGCGUCAGCUGUUAUUUGAGCUCGAGAUACGAAAAACAUAACCAAAAUGACGCGAAAAAUCCCAACAAGGGCUCUAAUACUCUGCCCAAAAACAUCCGCCUUAGGGUGGCAUGCAUUUUCAAUCUUAGGCCAUGCGCAAAACCGGAGGAUUUGGCUGAGAUGAUGGAGAAGGAGAAGCUGUUGAAGGGAAUGUGGGGAAAUAUAGUCGGACUUGUCGUGUUCCCUCUAAGGAUUUCCCCUGAGGACGACCCCUUAGCUUACGUGCGUAGAGCUAAGGCGACUAUGGAUAAAAAGAAGCUUUCGCUCGGCCACAAAGUCGCGUUUGGGUUUAUGAAGCUAAUGAUGUUGUUGUUCGGAAGCAGGGUGACAGCACGCGUGUCGACUAGAGUUUUCCGGAAUACGACAUUGUCCUUCUCGAACGUGGUUGGCCCACGAGAGGAGAUAACUGUGUUUGGUCAUCCGUUGGCAUACAUUGCUCCUUCGGUUUUCGGUUAUCCGCAGGGACUAGUGAUACACUACCAAAGCUACGCAGAUCGACUCGUGAUAUCCAUUGGAGCCGACGAGAAGCUGCAUCCGAAUCCUCGUCAACUUUGUGAUGAUUUGGUUAGGUCUUUCGAAAGAAUUAAAGAAGCUGUAAUGAAAAAAGGGCUUGUUAAUGGCUCGGAGUUUUGCUAA
Striga hermonthica is the source of this 840-nucleotide messenger RNA. The record is from the annotation of a GenBank genome assembly. Lineage: Eukaryota; Viridiplantae; Streptophyta; Magnoliopsida; Lamiales; Orobanchaceae.